Molecule: messenger RNA, 1776 nt
Organism: Lonchura striata (white-rumped munia)
Lineage: Eukaryota; Metazoa; Chordata; Aves; Passeriformes; Estrildidae
Source: RefSeq, a predicted model, not a curated record
AUGGGCUGGGGAAAAGCAGAGGCAGGAGGUCCCCUCUGGACGGGGUCCGAUAUCUCCGUGGCGCUGCGCUGUCCCCGCGAGUUGUCCGUGGGCGAGGCAGCGCUCGGUGCCUGCAGUGCCGGGAGGAGGCUGCGGGCGCCGCUGCUGACCGAGAGGAGCGAGGAGCUCGGAGCGCCGCAGCCCCGCCCGCUGCGGACGGAAUCCCUUGCCCGCUGCCUCUCUGACUCGGCACACGCUGGAUUGGAUCGUCCCCGCAGUGCGGAUCGUCCUCGCAGUGCUGCACCAGGUGGAGGGGCCAGCGGCAGCGGCCGGGAGCGGUGAGCCGGGGAAGAAAUUAGAGAAAUUAGAGCCGGAGCAGGGUGCAGAUCCGCGGUCGGCAGGGCACACUGCUCUCUGUGUUGCGGUGCCGCUGCGGAGAUGUGCGCGGCGGGGAGGCGCUGGGGCCGGCGGCAGCGAGCUCUGCUCUGGGCUGUGCUGCUGGCAGCGUGGGAGGCGGCGUGGGGGCAGCUGCGCUACUCCGUGCCCGAGGAGAUGCCCAAGGGCUCGUUCGUGGGCGACGUGGCCAAGGAUCUGGGGCUGCAGCUGCCGGCACUCAAAGACCGCGACGCCCACGUUUUUGACACAGGUAGGACACGGUACUUUUUUUUAGACUUGCGAAACGGCCACUUAUCUAUGAUGGAGCAGGUGGACAGAGAGGAGAUAUGCGCAGCUGUUGCUAAAUGUGUUCUAAGCUUUGACAUUCUUGUAAAGCGUCCGAUGAACAUUUACAAAGGGGAGGUGGAAAUACUGGAUAUUAACGAUAAUCCUCCCAGUUUCCCAGAAGGAAGAAGUGUCUUAGAAAUCAGUGAGAAUACUGCACCAGGUGCACGCUUCCCAUUAGAGAGAGCUCAUGAUCCCGACAUAGGAGUGAACUCUUUACAGAAUUACGAAUGUAGCAGGAGCAGCUAUUUCACCUUGGAAGUGAAAACUGGAGAUGAUGGUGUGAAAUAUCCGGAAUUAUUAUUGGUGAAAUCUUUGGAUCGGGAACAGAAGGCUGCUCAUAAUUUGAUCCUGACAGCCACAGACAACGGGAGUCCAGUGAAAUCAGGAUCGACAACAAUCGAAAUCAUUGUGUUAGAUGGAAAUGACAAUGCCCCAGAAUUUACUCAGUCUGUGUAUAAGGUGACUGUAAGAGAAGACGUGGCUGUAGGAAGUCGUGUGUUACAGGUGACAGCGACUGACAGAGACGAGGGGCCAAAUGCCGAAGUAAAAUACUCGUUCUUUAAAAUCCCAGAGAAGUUCGACAAGACUUUUAAGAUGGAUCCGGAAAGUGGAGAAAUUGUGAUAACAGAGAACUUGAAUUUCGAAGAACACGAGUUUUACGAAUUGGUUGUGCAAGCUCGGGAUGUGGGUGGACUCUCUUCCCACAGCAAGGUACUCAUCAAGGUCGUUGAUGUAAACAACUACGUUCCCGAGAUUGUCAUUAUGUCCGUGUUCACUCCGGUUCCGGAAGAUACACCUCUGGGAACACAGCUGCUGCCGGCGGACAGCGGCGCCCUGCGCGGCGUGCCCGUGUCGCACUUCGUGGGCAUCGACGGCGUGCGCGCCUUCCUCCAGUCCUACUCGCACGAGGUGUCGCUCACGGCCGACUCGCGCAAGAGCCAGCUGCGCUUCUCGGCCGGCAGCUGCUGCGACACCCUCCCGGCCCGACCACCAGAUGAGGCUUCCGCUGAUCUCGUCCCUUCAGGAGAUCAAGAUUCCGAAAACGGUGGGCAAGUUGCCUUUCAGGGGCUGUGA